Messenger RNA from Papaver somniferum (opium poppy), 432 nucleotides. RefSeq lists its product as uncharacterized. Lineage: Eukaryota; Viridiplantae; Streptophyta; Magnoliopsida; Ranunculales; Papaveraceae. The record is from RefSeq and is a predicted model, not a curated record. Bases 1 to 432 code for a protein of 143 amino acids. The transcript has a single exon.
AUGGAAUUAAUGUGCAUACCGGAAGAUGCUGAAAUACGUAAAGUUUUGAAGGAUAUGAAAUCAUGGAAGGCACCUGGUCCGGAUGGUUUUCUGCCAGGUUUUUAUAAAACACAUUGGGAGGUUAUUGGUACCGAUGUAAUAGAGAUGGUGAAGCAGUUCUUUCGUACGGGAUUUAUACUCAAGAGUUUAAAUGCUACAAAUGUCUCCCUUAUUACAAAAACUAAGAACAAGCAAUUUCCUUCAGACUUAUGCCCUAUUGCUCUUUACAACACUUCGUACAAGAUUAUUUCAAAGAUUCUAGUAUCUAGAAUGAAGAAGAUAAUGAGAAAAAUCAUAUCUCCACUUCAGGCUUCCUAUGUAUCAGGGAGACAAAUUUCCGACAACAUACACCUUGCUCAAGAUAUUGUUCACACAAUGAAUAAUAUAAAAUAA